This is a messenger RNA of Parnassius apollo (apollo), 1887 nucleotides long. The record is from the annotation of a GenBank genome assembly. NCBI's taxonomy places the organism in Eukaryota, Metazoa, Arthropoda, Insecta, Lepidoptera, Papilionidae.
AUGGCAUUAAAAGAUCUACAUAUGUUCCAACCUCUACACCGUGAGAAGGUGUAUCAUCACCGACAAGCCACUCCGCUCAAAGCUCCACCAUCAGGUUUAAUUAGGAGCUUCUCUAAGUCGGCUGAAACUCUCGUGGCUACCACUAGAUGCGGAAAAGAGCUAAAGAGUCGAAAGGCAAGGAGCACGGAACAGCCAGGAACUGGGUCGUUAAAGGACUCCAACUACGCUCUACCGGCUCUCGUCAAGAAUGCUUCCAGAGAUGAUGUCAGUAUAGGGAGUAGAUCACGAAACGGAAGCGGCAGCAGUAGAGCAGCCAGCUUAGACCGAAGCACACGAGGUUCCACAACUACGCUGAGUGCGGAUGAAGACAAUAUAAAUGUUGUAGUGAGAGUCCGGCCGGUUAAUGAGACGGAGCGAAGUCACGGCGAACGGGAAAUCCUUGAGUUUCCUGGGAAGGGUCAGGUGAUCUGCCCCGCUACUGCCGCCGGUCAAAAGCACAAGGUCUUUUCCUACAAUGUGGUUUUUGAGCCAGCUGCUUCUCAGGAGGACGUGCUGGAAUACUCUGGAGUGAAGCGGUUGCUCGAGAUGGCGGUGGAGGGUUUCUCAUGCACUGUCUUCUGCUACGGUCAAACUGGAAGCGGGAAAACGCACACUCUUUCGGGACCUCCGGGACUGAUUGAAAGCGGAGCAAGUCCAUAUUCUUCGGAGCACGGGCUGGUGGUGCGUUCUUUCGUAUAUCUCUUCCAACUGAUACGUGAUCGCCCUGACUGCCAUUUUAUCCUAAAGGCUUCCUUUCUAGAAAUUUAUAAUGAGAAGGUGAUAGAUUUGCUCAAUCCAGGCUCGUCGAGAAAACCUCUGCAAGUGCGAUGGUCCAAAGAGAGCCGCAGCUUUUACGUGGAGAAUCUGUUUACUGUCGAUUGCGAGGAGCUUGACGAUUUGUUUGCUGUCCUUGAAGAAGGCACGCGCAACCGAGCGGUGGGCGCACACGCGAUGAAUGCGCACUCGUCCCGCUCGCACACACUGUUGAGCGUGCGCGUGCGGCGCGACGUACGCAGCGAGCGUGACGUCACGUGCUCCACGCAUGGCAAGAUCAACUUCGUCGACCUCGCCGGCAGCGAGAUCACCAAGCGCACGCACAGCACCGGCAAGACGCUGGAGGAGGCCAACAAUAUUAACAGGAGCCUCAUGGUGUUGGGUUACUGCAUAGCACAACUAAGCGACGGCAAGAAAAGAGGUCACAUACCGUAUCGCGACAGCAAGUUGACAAAGCUACUAGCAGAUAGUUUAGCGGGGAAUGGAGUCACGUUAAUGAUUGCUUGUAUUGCUCCUACGCGGUCCAAUUUAAAUGAGACCGUCAACACUUUGCGCUAUGCCGCUCGAGCAAAGAAAAUCAAGUCGAAGCCUAUUGUUAAGAUGGAUGCAAGAGACGCCCUAAUUUUGAGCCUUAAAAGGGAAGUAGAGGCGCUUCAAGCAGAAAACCAACACCUAAGAACAGCUCUACACGUCCAUAGUGAUUACAACAUGGACACGUUGGGUCACAGAAACCCGAGCACCCCGCGAGUGGAAACCAACAAGCUGUACCAGCUGCCGCAAUCGGAGCUGGUGGAGCUGAUUCAAAUCCAUAUGGAGGAGAACUCGGCGCUGAGGAGAGAGAACAGCGAGCUGUUCGGCGUCAGAGACCAGCUGCUAAGGGACCAAGAGCUUCUGAGUAGGGAGAAUGAGAGGCUGCUAAAGAAGUUGGAAGACGUCAAUUCCAACAGAGUGUGCGUUCGGUCUCCAAUUAUACCAGCACGUCCAACUUACUCUGAAAUUGGAUCCAAGGAGCCAGAUAUUUGGACCAAUCCCUCAAUUUCUUCGGCAAAUAGUGUAGCCAGUAGACUAAUUUAG